This is a messenger RNA of Haliotis rufescens (red abalone), 2325 nucleotides long. Its product is annotated as mediator of RNA polymerase II transcription subunit 29-like. Lineage: Eukaryota; Metazoa; Mollusca; Gastropoda; Lepetellida; Haliotidae. Gene Ontology annotation, biological process: regulation of transcription by RNA polymerase II. Gene Ontology annotation, molecular function: transcription coregulator activity; transcription factor binding. Gene Ontology annotation, cellular component: mediator complex. Bases 37 to 546 code for a protein of 169 amino acids. The transcript has 4 exons. The record is from RefSeq and is a predicted model, not a curated record.
CUGGGCGCAUCACGGAUAUUCGCGCACUUGUUCAAAAUGGCCGCCCCUGUAGCUACAGCCGGUGUAUCGCAUAUGUCACAAGGGCAACCUCAGCAACAGCCACAGCCACCCCAACCACCACAGCAGCCGACUGAUGUUGACCCUGUUGCUAAAUUUAAAUCUUUGCUUUUACCUCGUCUAAAGGAAUCAUUAGCUACGUUAUUCAAGGUUGCUGGUCAAGCCUUCAAUCAGAAUGCACAACAAGAUAGUGGAUUCAAACCAGCAGAGGGCCACCAGCAGAAGUUUGAGAAGAGUCUGGAGGAAUUCUACGGUGUCUGUGACCAGGUGGAGGUGUCCCUACGGUUAGCUCUUGAGAGUCAGUCGCAAGUAUCCGAUAGCAACAAGUUCACCCCCCAGCCCGUGCUGCAAGCCAAGGGUGACACCCCCCCCACAGAGGGCCAGCUGUACCCUAACUACCUGGCAACAAUCAGGUCACAGAUCACGUGUGCCAAAGAAGUGCACGAUAUGCUCCAUGAAUGUGUGCGGAAACUCUCGGAGAGACCUUGAUGUGUCACACCAACUCGGAGAAAGUGACACCAUGUGACAAUGUGACUGGAUGAUGUCAUGUGACAAUGUGCCUGGAUGACACCAUGUGACUGUAUGACACCAUGUGACAAUGUGACUGGAUGACACCAUGUGACUGGAUGACACCAUGUGACAAUGUGACUGGAUGACACCAUGGUACAAUGUGACUGGAUGACACCAUGUGCCUGGAUGACACCAUGGUACAAUGUGACUGGAUGACACCAUGGUACAAUGUGACUGAAUGACACCAUGUGACAAUGUGACUGGAUGACACCAUGUUACAAUAUGACUGGAUGACACCAUGUGACAAUGUGAAUGGAUGACACCAUGGUACAAUGUGACUGGAUGACACCAUGUGACAAUGUGAAUGGAUGACAACAUGUGACAAUGUGACUGGAUGACACCAUGUGACAAUGUGAAUGGAUGACACCAUGUGACAUAUGACUGGAUGAUGUCAUCUAACAAUGUGGCUGAAAUCCGAUUGUUUACAGUAACACUGAGGGCACAUGUGACACACAUGGUUACAAAUGUGCUAAACUUGUGAUCCAGGUGUAAUGGGAACAGGCCUGUAAUGGUGGCAUUUGAAGGGAUGGGAAUCUAUGCCAGUAAUACAGGUACUGAGCUCUUGAUCCCGUAGUGCUUGGUAUCACGUCACCUGGACAAUCAAGUCUGUCACAAGGCACCUGGCUUAGCUCACCUUGUCUCUGCAUGAACCAGACCAGCUACCCCACAGUGAGUGACUGUAUGUGAAUGUGACUUUGAGAGUGAUAGAGUUUAUUCCAGAAACAUCAAGACAGGGGUCAUCAACAUCAGAUAAUUAAAACUUGGUCUUCAGAGUGAUAAGCAAAUGUUGCAACUAUGUGAACUAUGGACUUUGCUCCCUCUAGUUGUUACAAAAGUAACUGGGAAGUCAGCAUUACAAGUGGAGCAGAUAAAGUGCAAAAUAUUGGGGAAUUGCUAACACAAGCAUGAAUCUUUACACACGUGUCCCUUGUUGUAUGAAUACAUGGAUUAAGAAAAAUAUGUUGGCUUCCUGGAAAUCCAAGAUGGCUGAAAAUUUUCAAGAUGGCCACCAAUGUCAUGUGGACCUGGGAGCAUGGGUGGCCCACAGCUCACAGGCACUGUCGGUUGCUGCACAGAGAGAUGUGAUGUCAGAGUCAGCUAGUAAUGAGUUUGAAUCCAAGAUUAUGAUCCUUGGUUAUGUCAUUCUGACCUGGGUCAUAUCUGGUUUUCCUCACGCAUAAAGCUGACGUGCCAUGGUCUUACUGCCAUGCCGUGAUAUAACAAGAAUGCUUUGGAAAUUGUGUAAAUCGAUCUCACUUAAUCUCAGACACUAGGAAGAACUGCUGGAAUAUGGCUUUGUGCAGCACUAAACAACAAACAAACAAAACUGGGAAGACGAAGGUAGACACAUGAAAAUAAGACAAUCGCAGCCAGGUUGGAAUCAAAAUGUUUUCAUUGAUGAACAUGAAACUCAGAUUUAGACUUUGAUGACGGUGUGUCAUUGUACCGGUAUGUCAUUUUACCGGUGUGUCAUUGUACCGGUGUGUCAUUGUACCGGUGUGUGUGUAAUUCUCAUUAUCGUUUCACAUUCAAUAUUGAAUAAAUACAUGUAUUGCCAACAACAUCUCCCCUGACUGACAUGUGACAAAAUUCAGGUGGGGUAUAACCUUAUGUAGAGUACCAGCGCUACCAAUGCCAAGGUCAUAUCAGGAAUAUUUGUGGAAUUGUUUUGAUGAGAAUAAAUAUUGGAUAUGCAGA